Molecule: messenger RNA, 8400 nt
Organism: Plasmodium fragile
Lineage: Eukaryota; Apicomplexa; Aconoidasida; Haemosporida; Plasmodiidae
Exons: 1
Coding region: 1-8400 (2799 amino acids)
Source: RefSeq, a predicted model, not a curated record
AUGGAUAACAUAGAAGAAGAGGAAACCGCCAAAUUGGAUGAGGAAAACGGGAAAAUGAAAUGUACAGGAACCACCACGAAUUGCACUGGGGAGUUUUCAGCCCAACCAAAUGACAGCCAAGAAAAAGUUUGUUACAUGGAAGAAAAGGACACUCACGAAGGUUAUACCAAUCGUAGUGCUAACUGUGAUAUGCCAACAGACCAGCCGUUCGAUACGUCGGUUAUCGACCAUGGGGGUGAAGAAACAGGAAGCAUGAUUCAUGAAGAGGAGGAUAAGCACGAGUGUGACGGCGCAGACAGAGAGGAAAAUCGCAAAGUCAACAAUGAUAUCCUCUGCGAGGAAAUUAAAGCCCAGCCAAAAGAUGAAAACGCGUCUUCACACAUGAGGGGCAGCAGCAGUUGGGGGUUGUUCUAUCCGGCGGAAAGUUGCCCAUGGGGAGAAGCAGGCGUGGCAGCCAUGGCAGCUGUGGCAGGUGGAACGGCUCAAAUGGGCCACACAGGCGAAGCAACCCAAGCAUCCCCUAAUCGGAGCACUCGCCAUGCGGGUGAACGGGAGGAAAAAUUAAGCACAAAUUGCACAUGCACGAGGGACAACGUGUACCUGGGACACCACCAGCAGAGUACACAAAGUGCUCACAUGCAUAACCAGGCCAAGGAGGAAGAGAAGGAGGGUGAGGACGGGUAUUGCAAAAUUGGUACCCAUCCAACAGUGAGCGCUAUCCGAGUGGAGACCACAUGCAGGAACGACCCAAAUAAUGAUUCUGUUAGAAUUGCCAACAACUUUGGCGCGUGCAAGCAGGGAACUGAAAAAAGGAAAGAGGAAAUAUUCGACGGAGGGGAUGAGGAAGGUGAAAUUGUGUGCACGGAGGGAUAUGAGAGAAUAGGUGCGCUAAGAACUCAGGCCACAUUAGGGGAUAGGACCGAUGCCAUAAUAGGGGCUAGUGGAGAUGUUAUAAAAGGGACUAGUGGAGAUGUUAUAAAAGGGGCUACAGGCGAUACCAGAAUAGCAGCUAGGAGCGAGGCCUGGAGCAGAACCCUGGGGAAAACCCCAAGCACUGACCAAAGAGUUGGUGAAAUGAGCAACCUGAGCCAUAACAGCAGCAAGUACACACAAAGUGCGUUUAGGAAGAAUACUAACAAAAUAAAUAACGAUUAUCACUUAGCUAAUGAGGAAAUAGGUCAGAACAAUGUGAUUAUAAAAAAAAAAACAAUUACCCAAGAGGGUGUACUGUGCAGUACACCUCCAAGUGCGCAGGAUAUACCAGAUGAGAACUCCCUUAUUAACAGAACGCCAAAUUACACAAUUGGCCAAAAUAAUUUGUUCAAUGUCACAGCAACUUCCGACCUGCGCAGUGAUAACAGUAGGGGUAGCGGUGAGAAGGGUGAAAAGGGGGGAAAGGGGGACAGUACUAUACUCAUUGGUGACUUCGAAGAACACGCUCGCAUUGUUGACGAGCAGAAUUGCACAAACAGCACUCUAGUGGGUAGCGCCGAAGAGUUUAUAACGGUUUGGGCCAGUGAAAAAUCAUGUGCAAGGCCUCAUGUAAAAUCGCAUGUACAAUCGGAUGAAGCAUCUGAUACUCCGCUCGAUGUGGCAUCGAGGAGUACCAUCCGUGCACACCCCGACGACGACCAGUCGAAUCUUAAGCCCGAUGAAAAUCGAAGGAGAAAAGGAACUUGUCGCAGGGAAAGGGUAAAAAUAAAAAAAAAACAACAUUUUUUAAAUAUCAGCAGGGGGAGUAACACAAUAGGAAGAAGAACAAACUUAUCCUUUGAGCAUCACCAUUACCAGUCGUUUUUUCACCCCAAGGGAACAUCUGCAACGCCAAGUACAGCCAAAUAUGAUAGACUUCGAGGAGAACACCUUACUCCUAACCAUAGUAGUCCUACACAGGAGAAGGAUAAUGUGAAUAAAACUGACCAUGAUGAGUUGGAGGAAUACAAAAUGCUUGUUCAACAUUCUGAGAAAGGAAAAACAAUUACUGAGAAUUGCCAAAUGGACAGUAGCGACAUGAUUGAGUUAAUUAUAAAAUCACAUGUGCGUCGCACAUCGUCCAGAGAUGAAAGUGUGCAACAAGCCGACGUCCAUGCGAAUGUGUGUGCUGUUGAAAAUAAUCCCAGAAGCAAGGCCUGUUACGUACCUAAUGAAGAAGCGAAGCCUGCACACUCGGAGGAGCAAAGUGGAACGGAACAGGAAGAACCCCCAAGUGGAAUGUUACUCCCUGAAGGAGCGUUCCCCCAUGGCCAUAUAACAAACCAUGGAAGGCAAACUUUUGUGAACAGAAAGACAAAUGAGCUGUUAUAUGAUAAGGACGAAAUAGAGGAGGGUGUUGAUAAUGUUGAAAAAGGCUAUGUCCAGAGAUCCCAUUUGAGGAGCAGUGUGCAUGGUGAAAAAGAAAGCGCCAUGUUGAUGAGGCUGACGAUCCCGGUGAGCACAACCCCGCAGGUCGGUCGAGUGACCAGGAUGAGCAGUUUAAAAAGGGCCCAGGCAAACAAAGGGAAAGACUUCACCAAGAGUAUUGAUCAUAAUUUUGUAUUAGGAAAAUUUUCAAAGGAAGGUGAAAGCAUUAAGGGAAGGCACCAUGAUUCGAAGAAGGGGUUAUCGAGUAACGCAUGCUUGUCGUCGUCGGAAGGUAGUGAUGGGUGUAUCGAUGCGGAUGAUCAAUAUGAUGGCCAUAACGGUGUAGUGCUGGAUAGGACCGCUAUUAGCCAGGGCUUCCCCUCGUCGCUCAUCCGGAGCAGUGGGCCAGAAUGGAAAAAUGGCUCCCCAAUUAAUAGCCGCAAGUACGAUGAGAACACUAAGAGUGAACGAAGCGACGUCCAUGGAUACAACAUGGUCGGGAGGUUCCGUGGGGAAGGAGAAGCAGCCCCUCUCGUAAGGGAGGGAAGAAGAAAGCACCCAAAGUAUUACAAAGAGGCAUGUGAAGAUUCGAGCGAAAGUCACAUGAUAAGUAACAAUUGCCACGAAAAGGCCCAUAAGAAUAAGGAAGACUAUCACAACCGGGGCGUGCACCGCGAGUACACAUUUGGACACAGUAGACAAAGAAGGCCGGGAAGGGAAGGAAAGCAGACCCAACCAUAUCGGACAAAUCGACCAAGUGAUGCCCUUUCUGCUGAUGUGAAGAGCAAAUGUGAGACGAGGCAGGAGGCGAUAUCGGGAAGAAAUGGAAGAAAUUACGUGAACAAGCCAGAAAUAAAAGUGGAACAAUUCAGACUGCACAAUGGCAUACAAGGAAAGGGUAGGAAUAGGGACAAUAGCACACUCGAUGAUGAAUUACACCAGUGGACAAUGGAAGGAGGUGGUGGUCACGCCGAUGACGACAGAAAGAACCUCCAAGGUGGACCCAAGGAUGAUAGGAGGAGAAAAAAUAUGUUCCUUGUGAAUGGGCGGCACAGAAUUAAGCACGUGGAAGGGACGUGGAAUAAUGAUAAGUGGUGUGUGGACACGAGCGGGAUGAUGAAAUUGCGGGGAACGCAAAGUAGGAAAAGGGAUGAAAGAAGAGAAAGAAAUGGGAGCAGGGGGGAACAGGACAAAUGCGCUCGCAAUGACGCUGAUAGCGACGACAGUGUGGGGCCAUUUGGCAGGCGAACUGAUCGGUCCGUGCAUGGCAACCAUCUCGAGGAUGGACAAGGUUAUAACGAUGUGGGAGACCAAGUUGCUGGUCAAGCUACUAGUGAAGGUGGUGGCGAAGUGGCAGAGGAAGAGGACCAGGAAGACCCAAGUCAUUUGUGUGAAAUACAGAGACACAUAGACUACAUCAUGCAAAAUGAUGAUAUAGACUUUUCCCGGAUAAGCAUAAAGCCCAGCAAGAAAUACGUAAAAAUUAAUUUGUUUAUCGACCGGUACAUACUGAGCUAUAAUGAACUUCAGAACAGCGAGCUUCUGUUCUGCUUUGGAGAAUCCAGUGAAGAAGACGUAAUGACGAGGAAGAGGAGCUCCAUGAAGGAAGGAGAUUACGAUGGAGAUGAUGAUAGCCAAAACGAUGCACUUAUGAUGUGUGCAAGAAAAAAAAAUGGAAUUUCAUCAUACAAGAAAAAAAACAAGCAACAAAAGAAUAGGAAAAUAAAUUAUAAUGCGAUUGACACCAUGUGGCAACCACACUUCCAUCCACACAACAAAGAAUUUAGAGUGAGGUACAGGUACAAAGGAAGCAUGAGAUUGAAGACGAUCUCUUGUAAACACUAUGGUUAUGUAUUUAGUAAAAAAAUAUCAAUCCUGUUUUUGUUCAGAUGGUUACUCUGUGGUAAGUACAUCGCAGAGAAAACGAAAAGGUCCAGGCUGAGCAUCACCGAUAUUAAUGAUUGUAAUUUAUCUGACCUUCUCUCUAAAAAGCGAAAUAAAAAUAAUGGGUACAUGACUGACGAGGAAUGGAAAGCGAUGGAAGAAAAAAAAAGUAAAGAAUUUUAUGACCACGUACAUAAGAUAAAUGACUUCUUCAUGAGUAAUUACAAGGACGAUACUUUUUUAAAAAAAUUGCAGGUGAUCAUUAACAGCUGUGAUAAGCAAUUUAGGAAAGAGGAGAUAUUGAAUAUACUGAAUCAGUGCCUGCGUGAUAAGUUGAUCAGUGAGCGACGCAGAGAUUCUCUGUUGCGGCGCGACAGCGCAGUUGACACUUCUCUGAGCAAAGCGCACAGUGCAGGGAACACACUUAGCGGCCCGAUCAACGUUCAUCCCAGCGGCCGAAGAGACCAAAGCCGUGACCUCAGGCAGGGACACGUGCCCCGUUUGAGUGCCCUCCCUGUGAACACUAAAAAGAGGAAGCGGACAUUCAACACAAGCGCUGAAUUAUACUCCAAGGAAAACAUGGAUGAGGGGAGCAUCAAUCAUAGUAGCAGUGGAAGCAGUGGAAGCAGUGGCAGCAGUAGAGGGGGCAAUGAGGAAGAUGGUGAUAGACCGGGCCAUAUCAUUAGUAACACCGUUGGAGACAGCAUGGGGGAGGUCAGCUUUACCAGAAACAAGAGGAAGAAGGAAUCCUUUUUUCGAACAGCCAAUGGAAGAACAAGAAGUGGUGAAGGGGCCAACGUCGAUGGAGCACAAGUGAGCAAUAAGGACGAACAGAACGCCAUGUGCAGGGGAAGAUACAGCAGAAAAAAUGAAACAGAUACAGAGACAGGAAAUAAUGGGCAAACGCUUUACCAUGUAGGAGUUACCAACACUGGAAUGAACUACCCGCCCGUCCCUUAUGUUGAAACGGAAGUGAGUGAUGAAGGUGGGACAAAAAUGGGUGAUCGCUCCCGAAGCAGCAAUCCACAAGUGUGUAAAAGCAACACGGUAAUUGUGGAUCGAGGGGUGCAUAUUGGUCAUAUGGAGAAUGCAUACGAGGGGUGUGGUGGUGAUGGGGUUUUUCCCCCAAGGAGCGGAAAAUUGCAGCCACAUGGGAAUGACGCCAAUAAUAGAAGAAGAAGCGGGCGCGCCGGAGCGGACUCCAUCCCUUCGAACCCCCCAGACAGUACUAACCCCCUUGCCAGCUACCCGUCCUACGAAGACCUGGAGAAGCUAUCCAAUACGGAAGAAAUAAGAGAAUAUUACAACUCGCUCAUAGAGCUGAAAAAAUCCCUGUACAUUAAAAGUCAGCACGGAGACGUCGAUGACCAGGUGAGAUACGCAAACAUUAAUGACCAUUUUAUGGAGCUCCUGAAUAAAGAGUCUCGCAAGAGCAGUAGCAACAUUAGUAGUGGUAGACACAAAGGAAAUUCCAAUCAUUCCAUGGAUCCUCAAGAUACAAAACCGUAUGACGCAUUUCUCUUUGCCAUUUAUUAUGCCAACCGUAAAAAUGCUUCAGCGGGAGGAGCAGCAGCGGGAACAGCCGUGAGAACAGCCGCAGCAGCGGGAGGAGGAGAACGAAGUGGUAUGUCGCCCCAUAGUGUAGGUGAUGCCAUAACAACCCCUGGCAAAAAGCCCUUAUCUCCACCCACACACGAUGAAACCAAUACUCCACCUGAGCAGAUGCAGAAAAUCGAUUUUAACAUGGAACAAAAGAAGCAAGAACUGGUAACGGAGCUCACCUACUCGCCGCCCUUCCUAGAGGAAAAUAAUUAUCUCAAUGCUUACCCUAAUUUGAAUAAUAUAAAUAGCUCGAAGAAAAUAAGUAAUGUGUCCACGUGUCCUAGUUUGGUUGUAAGUAGCUACUCCGCGGGGAAGCACACACAAGGUGAUAAAAAUAAUAUGUUGUCUUGUUCCGUAUCUAAUGAAAGGAAUAAAAUUGGGACAGACGUCACCACAGAGGAAAAAUUAGACUAUGUGAAGGAGCAGUUAAAGAGGAAAUCAUUCAACAGGGCCGACUCGAAAGAACUGUUUAACUCGUGUGCAGAAAAGUAUUCCCCGUUGAUGUUUUCCAAGAGGAAUGUAUUUUUGAAGCAUGUGCGGGAAGAUGGGCACGAGGCGGAGGGGCAAAGUAUGCAGGGAAGUGAAAAGGGUACUGCAGAAGAGAACCAUCAUGAGUUGCUCUCCCUGGGGGACGCUUCUACACAGCCCUACACAUUUAUGGACCGACACAACAAUGUCCCUUUAGACAAGUACAGAAAAGAUUUGAGCCACAUGUGUGAUGAUGAGAACGAGCUUAGGGUCCUUCCCGUGCGGGAACAAAUCAUCCUGGAGAAGGAAAAGAAGGUGACAUGCGUCGACGGUCGUAACGAACAACAGCAUGCGUAUAGGGGGAAUCCUCGAGAGCUUGUCUUCUUCCCCUCACAAAGGGGUAAGUCAGGGGAAGGUGGCUGCUCACAGGGUAGAAAUGACCAAACGAGAGAAGAAGAGGUGCAAGCAGAACGAGAGGCAGAAAUGGAUAAUGCAGAGCCACUUGGAAGUUUACGAGAAAGAAAUGAUCUUGGGGAUGAAAACAUGAAGGACAUAAUUGACAUUCUGGUGAAGAGCAAAUAUCUGCGAGAGUCCAUGUACGACGAUUCCCUCAGUAGCAACGUCGAGUGCUCACAUGAACGAGGAAGAAGUAACUCACGCUGUUUGUAUUGUGCCUGUAUAGCUAGCCUCAAUGGUAGGGGCGUAGAGGUGCAAAAGGAAGACAAUUGCACGGCUGACAAGGAUUACAAAUACCUUGUGGAGGAUGCGCUGAAAGGAGGUGAUCACAAGGAUGGAAAUCUUGACCGGGGCAAAGACAACGUGGAGAGGCACCACCACCCCUCAUGCGAUGGAGAAGAAAAUAAUUUGUGCAAUUCGUCCUGCCAGCACUGCAUCUUUUAUACUAAAUUGUUAAGGCUGUUAAGACAAAAUAAAAAGGAUGCCGAAAGGGGAAAGGGGUAUGGAAUGAAUAAGGAGUGUGACAAGGUAGAUACACACAUCAGCAACUAUUUAAAUAACAUGGAGGGUAGCAGUUUGAUGGGAGAGGAAAUGUUGAAAAAGCAAGUGAGUGGUGGCAACAACAUGCCUCCCGCCCAGUUGUGCAAUCGUAUUUUUACCUAUCUGAUGCAAAAGGGAGGGAGCGAACGGCUCGCUCAUGGUAGCGCAAAGGACAUGCCUGGUCGGAGUGAACAGCAUCACGGAGGAAUGGAAGACGGAAGAAUGAAUGGCCGAGCAAUGGAGGAUGCAGAAGUGGAAAAGGGCCAGAAGCAACACGCCGUGGCUGAUGCUAUGAGGAGCGGUAGAGCCAGCAAGAGGACGAAGAGAGAGAUUAUUAGUGCCUUUUUACAGGACCUCUUUAAUUCUCUUCCCAGCGACGACCUGGAUGUGCAGUGCAGCGCGAGCUUGUCUCAUUACAUGGAAGAGAUCAGGACAGGCACUCAUGACGCAGGAGAAGAUGAAAACGGUGAGUUCGCCAACAAUGAUGGGGAGAACACCCAACGGUAUGACUACCCCUACGACGGCGUGCGGAACUUCCCCCGCAGUGUCGCCCCGAGAGACCAAUUUGAGAGAGCACCCCUACGCACCAUGCCAUACGCCAAAACAAACACAGAACGAAAAAGAGAGAGCAGCGAGUUUGCUAGGAAAUCACAAACGAAUGAAUUCCUCCCCCUUCCUCAAAAACAGACCCACUUCAUAAUGAACAAGAAUAACCUUCAAUUAAUAACAAAUUUUAUUAACGACGUUAAGGUAAAGAACUACAUUACGUGUUCAGAGAUGAAGGACGACCAUAGGACCUUCCACGAUAGGCAAAACAGCAUCGCGGAUUAUAUUCUUCCCCAGCAAAGCAAUAAAAGUGUUAGCUUGCAGAAUAAGAAGAAUGAUUUGAACGGUAAGAAUGAUAAGACGCAAAAUGGGCAUGCCAAUGAGGAUAAUAAUUACGCAGCACACGAAAGAGAAAGCGAAGGUGAAAGCGAAAAAGACGUCUUAGGCCCUUAUACACGAAAAGCCCUAAAUGAGAAAAGGUUUGAAAUAACAAGCCAUGAAAAUGUGAACAACUUAUUCAUCGCCGACUCGAUAAAUAAUAACGUCGUGAAAGGGAAGGGGUGA